AUGAGCACCACGACUACCACCAAGAGGACUACAGCUCGGUCGAGAACUCCUCCUCCAUCGUCGGGUCGAGCCAAGUCUCCCACGCGUUCUACCAGUGGUGCUACUGCUGCUCCCAAGAGUCCCAAGAGAACUACCAGCACCCCCACAACCACUAGUCAACGUCAGUCUCGUUCCCAUUCACCCGUCCGGGGAUCCACCAAUUCCGCCAACAAUCGAGGAAAAUCUCCCGUGCGAUCCAGUGGACGGACGUCUACCAAUAGUGGAACGGCCAAUCGAGGCAAGAGUCCCGUCCGGUCCAGUUCCAAUGCUACUUCUGGAGGAAUAUUAGGAGGAAUUCUGGAAGGCUUUGGCCAUUCCGACAAUGACGCCUUUGAAGAAAAGGUUCGCAAGUGCAUUCCCUCGGAAUUUCAACUCUUGGCCAGUCAAGACGAUCGCACACAAGCGCUGGAAGACUGGUACGCCAUGGAACACUACAAUCUACCCGUCAAUCGACAAGCCAAAAAGGUCAAUGCCGGAUCGGUCGCUACCAGUGCAUUACUGCAAAUCAUGUACGAAAAUCCACGACGCAUGAUUGCGUGUGGCGAAACCGAACCGUGGAAUUGUCUCGAAAUUCUCCAACAAAUCAAAAAACGCGUCAAGGAACAUUCCAAAGUCGAAGCCAAACCGACCAUGUCAUCCAGUCGACCACUGGGACCACCGCGACGGUCUGGUAAGAAGGAUCAGUAUGCACCCUUUUAUAUUGUCCCACCCGGAUACACGGGAAAACGACAUGCCCUCCUGAUUGCUGUUCGCGUGGGAGAAGGUCCCGAUCUCAAGGGAUCGCACAAUGACAUUUCGUGUAUGCAGUCGUUUCUGCGACUCUACUGUGGUUUUAAAGAAGCCGAUAUUACCGUCAUGAAAGAUGAUGACAUUCACACCGAUCCGACCAAACGCAAUAUUCUCGCCGCAUUUACCAAAUUGUGUCGCCUCACCAAACGCGGCGAUGUCGUCUUUAUUCAAUUCUCGGGACACGGAGGACGUACUGGCAAUAAUCUGUAUAUUUGUCCGUCCGACUAUAAACGUGGACCCGUCAUGGAUGAAGUUAUCUUGCGAGAUCUCAUCAAGGCAUUGCCGGGUGGUGUGUACACGACCAUGUUGGUCGAUUGUUGUUAUUCGGGUACCGUGGGAGAUUUGCCCUAUGUCCUCAAAUCAACCCGGGACGGUGCCCGACAAGAAAUUGAAUCCUAUUUUGAUACCGACAGUCGCGAGGAAAUGAUGCGCCGAGAAAAAGAGGGUGGCCAAAAGUAUCAAGACUUUAAACGAGCGCGAGCGGAACAACGAAGUUUGUGGCGUUUGGGAGCCAUGCCGGCCAAAUUGGUGUACGAUGCCGCCAAUGCCGCCGCCGGUGGGGCCAUGAUGGUCGGUGAGGGUGUCGUUCAUGUGGGUAUGGGUACAGCACAAGUGGCGGCGGAUGCCGUGCAGGCCGCUGGAACCGGCGUCUAUCAGGCGGGAAAUGCCGUCGGGACGGGUGUGUAUCAAGCUGGAAAUGUUGUGGGCACGGGCGUGUAUCAGGCCGGAAAUGUCGUGGGUACUGGCGUGUAUCAAGCCGGAAAUGUUGUGGGCACGGGCGUGUAUCAGGCUGGAAAUGUUGUGGGCACGGGCGUGUAUCAGGCUGGAAAUGUUGUGGGUACGGGCGUCUACCAAGCUGGAAAUGUUGUGGGUACCGGAGUCUUCCAAGCUGGGGCGUCCGUAGUGGGAGCUGCCGGAUCGGUGGUAGGGGCUGCCGGAACGGUGGCAGGUGCUGGUACCGAUAUGCUCCGACGCAGUGGAACUGGUGUGGCCAGUGUUGCUGGGGCGGUGGCCGUGUCGCCGUUUCGGAGAAGCAACACGGAAACUGUGAAAAGAAGAAGCAAUACCGACAACAUACGAAGGAGCAAUACACAAACCAUCCGGAGGACCAACACUGACAAUAUGCGUGACAGUACCGGAGUGUUUACCGCGCUCUCGGAUGCGGCAACCACUGUCACCAGUUCCGUGGCUGGUGCGGCAACCACAGUUACCAGAGCUGCUUCUCCGUUUCGAAGGAGCAAUACAGAAACGGUUCGACGUACCUCCGAAUCGAAAGAGGAAGAAGACUUUGAAGAAGCAUUAAGGAAAGAGGCUAUUAACAGGUCUAGGCGGGAAGCAGCAGAGGCAAGAGCCCGUAGGAAUGGAGGAAGCAUGAGUCACAGCCACAACGAUCAUUUUGAUUGUCCUGUGGCCCGGGCUCGACCAGAGGCUGUCGCAGCAAGACUAGGAUCGCGGUCAAAGUCUACGCCAAAGCGUAGUGUGACCGCGCCAAAGAAGAUUGGAAUCUCGGUGGAGGUGCGACAAAAUGGCAACAAAGCAUCACCCGCUGGCAGGGGGAAAGCCGGCAAGUCUCCCAUUCGCCGUGUCCAAACACUCGACAGUCCCAAAAAGAGUCCUAAGAAACCGGCCAUUCGUCUCAUUUCCAUUACUGAUGUUGCCAAUUCUAUGACAUCAGCAGCGAAUGCCGCCGCAACAUCUGCAGCAUCAGCAGCCAAUGCCGCUGCAACAACCGCAACUUCGGCAGCUACUGCAGCUUCAACUGCGGCAACGUCAGCUGCCAAUGCCGCUGCAACAACUGCAACUUCGGCAGCCACUGCAGCUUCGACCGCAGCCACUACUGCAGGGGGUGGCCUGAGAAGGACAGUCACUGCUCCCGUGCGAGGCGUCUCGCCGAUGCGGACCAGAUCAACCAAGCGAAGUGUAUCACCCAUGCGCCGGACAACAUCACUGGAGGAGAAAAAAGCAGAAGAACAGGCUAGAAAAGACGCGAUCGAAAGAUCCAAACGAGAGGCCCAAGCUGCUCGUGCUGCAGCUGGGCGGCGGUAA
Molecule: messenger RNA, 2874 nt
Organism: Seminavis robusta
Lineage: Eukaryota; Bacillariophyta; Bacillariophyceae; Naviculales; Naviculaceae
Source: the annotation of a GenBank genome assembly